This is a messenger RNA of Gaeumannomyces tritici R3-111a-1, 3163 nucleotides long. Its product is annotated as protein transporter SEC23. Gene Ontology annotation, molecular function: GTPase activator activity; zinc ion binding. The transcript is spliced from 7 exons. Gene Ontology annotation, biological process: COPII-coated vesicle budding; intracellular protein transport; COPII-coated vesicle cargo loading. Bases 410 to 2725 code for a protein of 771 amino acids. The record is from RefSeq and is a predicted model, not a curated record. NCBI's taxonomy places the organism in Eukaryota, Fungi, Ascomycota, Sordariomycetes, Magnaporthales, Magnaporthaceae. Gene Ontology annotation, cellular component: COPII vesicle coat; endoplasmic reticulum exit site.
CCAGCCACUGCAUACCUAGCCACCAGCCACACCCUGGCAGGCACGAAUAACGCUCGAGGUGUGGUGUCCUUUUUCGACCGAGGGGCCAGCUUUGCUGAGUGGAGGGCCCAUGAGCUUGAUGCAACUGACCUGUCCUCUGCGAAUCUGCGAACCCACACACCUCACAACCCACCUCGCAAGCACGAGCGGCCUGGCAGACCAUGAUACUUUGCCACCAGUAGAGAAGCCGCACCGCCGCCGUCUCCUGCUCCCAGCCUGAUCACACACGCACCACUACCACCACCCCCGCCGUCCGGGCCUUGGCCUCCUCCCGCUCGACCACCGCUCCGCCGAUUUACCUGCCCCGUCGCGCGACUCGACCCGACUCGGCCGUCAGCCCGUCGCCGCGCUUGGCCAUCACCCGCCCGCCAUGGACUACGAAAACCUCAAGGAGCAGUGGAGCGAGGUCGAAGACCGCGAUGGCGUCCGCCUAAGCUGGAACGUCUUCCCCAGCACCCGCAUGGAAGCCUCGCGUCUCGUCGUCCCUAUCGGCGCCCUCUACACCCCCCUCAAGGAGAAACCCGACACCCCGCUCCUGCAGUUCGAGCCCGUCACCUGCAAGCAGCCAUGCCGCUCCGUCCUCAACCCCUUCUGCCAAGUAGACGUCCGCGCGCGCAUCUGGAUAUGCCCCUUCUGUCUGUCCCGCAACCCGCUGCCGCCGCACUACAAGGACAUCACGGCCAAUGCCAUCCCCCCGGAGCUGCAUCCCUCCAACACCACCAUCGAGUACCGCCUGUCGCGCCCGGCCCCCAGCCCGCCCAUUUUCCUCUAUGUCGUCGACACGUGCCAGGAGGAGGACAGCCUCUCGGCCCUCAAGGAGUCACUCGUCAUGAGCCUGAGCCUGCUCCCUGAGAACGCCCUCGUUGGCCUCAUCACCUUUGGCACCAUGACCCAAGUCCACGAGAUUGGAUACACCGAGUGCGCCAAGUCGUAUGUCUUCCGCGGCAGCAAGGAUUAUGCGCCCAAGCAGGUCCAGGAGAUGCUCGGCCUCGGCCAGCUGCCCAUCCGCCCCGGCAUGCAGCCCCAGCCUGGUCGCCAGAUGCCCAUGGGCCCCGCCUCGCGUUUCCUCCUCCCCGUCUCGCAGUGCGAGUUCCAGCUCACCAAGGCUCUAGAGCAGCUGCAGAAGGACCCCUGGCCCGUCGCCAACGACAGGCGCAACCUGCGCUGCACCGGUGUUGCCCUCAGCGUCGCCGUUGGCCUCCUCGAGUCGUCCUUCCAGAACUCGGGCGGCCGCAUCAUGCUUUUCGCCGCCGGCCCGGCCACCGAGGGGCCUGGCAUGGUCGUCAGCUCCGAGCUCAGGGAGCCCAUGCGCUCCCACCACGAUAUUGACCGUGAUAAUAUCAAGUACUACAAGAAGGCCUUGAAGUUCUACGACGCCCUGGCCAAGAGGACCGCCCACAACGGGCACAUAAUAGAUAUUUUUGCUGGCUGUCUUGACCAAGUCGGCCUGCUCGAGAUGAAGGGCCUCUGCAACUCGACCGGCGGCCAUAUGAUUCUGAUCGACAGCUUCACGUCGUCCAUGUUCAAGCAGUCCUUCAUCCGAGUGUUUGAGAAGGACGCCGACGAAAACCUUCUAAUGGGCUUCAACGCCAUCCUCGAGGUCCUGACGACCAAGGAGCUGAAGGUUACCGGCCUCAUUGGACACGCCGUUUCGAUGAACAAGAGGUCGACUUCGGUCGGCGAGACCGAGUGCGGUAUCGGCAACACGUGCUCGUGGAAGAUGUGCGGCAUUGACCCGACGUCCAGCUACGGUGUCUACUUCGAGAUCGCCCAGGGCGGCCCGUCGCCGCACACGCAGCAGGCGGCCAAGGGAAUGAUGCAGUUCCUCACAUACUACCAGCACUCGUCGGGCCAGUUCCACCUGCGCGUUACCACCAUCGCCCGGAACCUGGGCGGCCCCGCUGGCGACCCGGCCAUCGCCCAGUCGUUCGACCAGGAGGCCGCCGCCGUGCUCAUGUCGAGGAUCGCCGUCUUCAAGGCCGAGGUCGACGACGGGCCCGACGUGCUGCGGUGGGUCGAUCGCAUGCUGAUCAGCUUGUGCUCGAGGUUUGCCGACUACAGGAAAGACGACCCCUCGUCGUUCAGGUUGGAGAAGAACUUCACCCUCUAUCCCCAGUUCAUGUUCCAUUUGCGGAGGAGUCAGUUCCUGCAGGUCUUCAACAACUCCCCCGACGAGACCGCCUUUUACCGUCACGUCCUAAACCACGAGGACGUCAGCAACUCGCUUAUCAUGAUCCAGCCCACACUGGAUUCGUACACGUUCGACCAGGAUGGUGGCCAGCCCGUGCUCCUGGAUUCGGCCUCCAUCCAGCCCACCCACAUCCUGCUGCUCGACACCUUUUUCCACAUUCUCAUCUUCCACGGCGAGACCGUGGCUCAGUGGAAGAAGGCUGGCUACCAGGACCAGGAGGGUUACGAGAAUUUUGCCCAGCUCCUGCAGCAACCAAAGGAAGACGCUAUGGAACUCAUCACCGACCGGUUCCCGCUUCCUCGAUUCAUCGUCUGCGAUGCUGGAGGUUCCCAGGCUCGUUUCCUGCUCUCCAAGCUGAACCCGUCCACCACCCACACGACGGGCGCGUACGGCGGUGUUGGUGCCCAGACGGCGCAAACAAUCUUUACCGACGACGUCUCGCUGCAAACCUUCAUGGACCACCUGAUGAAGCUUGCUGUGAGUGGCACAAAUUAAGCAAUUGCUUUCAUUGUGUUGGCGAGCCUCCUCACAGCCACAGGGCUGGUAAAGGCUUGGAGAACGGGGAAGGAGUGGAUGAGUGGGAGCAAAGUCUCGUAGUAUAUUCUUUGGCAGGGUGUUUUUGCAGUCGGUUCAAAGUAGAUGAUGGGAUGAGGUGCAGCAGAAACUAUACACCCCUUCCCGGAAAAGAGAUCUUGUCACGAUAGCCCGCGCUUUCUUGAGACUCGCGCGGACUUUGACACGUUUUGUGCCGCUAUAGAAGCCAGUUGAGCCACGUAGGACGGUCAUAGAUAAAAAGAAAAGGCAUGUAACAGGUGAAACGAAUAACCGGGACCAUGGGCAAAGACCAGGGCCGAAGCCCUGGCCCAGCGGUCGAGAUGUCAGAGAGCCUGUCUUUGUCUUGAUCUUGGAACCUUUGUUUGAAUGGGAAGCGCC